GACGUCAUCGCACGACUCCCAUUGAGUGGAGACACUGAUCAUAAGACCAGGACGCGUAUAAUCGAGCACCGUGUGUGUAUUUCCCUGUUUCCGAAGGCCAUUUAACCAUAUAGGAAAGCAUUUCAGAAGAACCGAAGAUCUGCACACGACCUGCGUUUCUCUCUUUGACGAAAGAGGAGGUGGUUGUUGGUGUGAGGGGAGAGAGAGUGUGUGUGUGUGUGUGUGUGUGUGUGAGUGUGUGUGCGCGUGUGUGUGAGUAAUGGCGGAGCAGCAAAGGCAGCGAGCGCUCUCCACGUCAGGAGAAUCGCUAUAUGUGGUGCUGGGGGUCGAGAAGAACACUGCACAAGAAGACAUAAAGAAAUCCUACAGAAAACUUGCUCUGAAAUUCCACCCGGACAAGAAUCCCAACAAUCCAGAAGCUGCUGAUAAAUUUAAAGAAAUCAACAACGCUCAUGCUAUUCUGUCAGACCCCACCAAACGCAAUAUUUAUGACAAAUACGGCUCUCUGGGCCUCUACGUGGCAGAACAAUUCGGAGAGGAGAAUGUUAACACAUACUUUGUAUUGUCCAGCUGGUGGGCCAAGGCGCUGUUUAUAUUCUGCGGUGUGGCCACGGGCUGUUAUUUCUGCUGCUGUCUGUGCUGCUGUUGUAAUUGCUGCUGUGGGAAGUGUAAACCUCAUCCUCCUCACUCAGAUGAUCCUGAUUUCUACGUGUCUCCUGAAGACUUGGAAGCUCAGAUGCAGUCUGAUGAGAGAGACGGCAGCAGCCCUAUCAUGAUGCAGCCGUCCUCUGCCACAGAAAGCACUCAGCUGACCGCAGACUCUCACCACACCAGCUACCGGACAGACGCCAACUAUUAAACACGGGACCACCAGUACACACAAGCUCACGGUGGGCAACGAGGGAUUAGUUAGUUGCAGAUCUUCUGUUGUAUUAUUGGAAAACCUGAAACGCUCCACUGUACAGGGCCAGAAGCGAGUCUUGAUAUUUGUUUGCCUUUUACAUCUGUUUUCCCCAAACCUACACACACACACACACACAUCUACACAACACAGACAAGGACUUUCCUAUAGUGUCCGUUCAGUCUUCCUGCUUUUAUUCCAUGAUUCCGCUUUCCAGAGGCUUUUGUUUGUGCGUCUUUCGUUCAUGAUCACACUUCAUUUGUCUGUGUGAAAAUCAUUUUAUUGAAUUUUUAUGUUUUGUCAUUGUUUUAAACGUAAAUAGUUUGGAACAGUAGAAAACUAAUCAAUGUAUGGUUAGAUGAUGGUACAUCUUUACUACCAUUGACGUUUGUGGUCAGUAAGUUUUUUUUAAUUAUUAUGAAUUAUUGAAUGAUGAUGUUUUUAUCCAGCAAGGACUUUAAAUUGAUCAAAAGUAACAUUAAUAGCAGCAUUUCUAACAUAAUCAAAUACUUUUAUUUAAAAUUCUGUUCUUUUUAAUGGUUAAUUGAAGACCAAUUGUAAGUUUUCAACAUCAAAAAUAUUAUCAAACACAAAAUCAGCACAUUUCCGAAUUAUUUCUAAAUAAUCUUGAGACACUGAAGACUGGAGAAAUGUAUGGAAGCCCAUAAUUCUAACCUCUUUCUUACAGUUUUGAGUUUGUGUCUCAAAGUUCUGACUUUUCUCUUGCAAUUCUUGAGUUUACAUUUCACAAGUAACUUAUUUUACAUCAUAAUUGCGAGUUUAUAGUUUACAUUUUGAAGUUUAUAGUUUCACACAUCAAGAGAAAUCUUACCAACCUUAAGCAUUUUAUAAACUGAGUACAUUUCUAUGCAUUUGAUUGGCUCUCUCUGGCAAAAACCUCACAAUUGCAUGAUAAAUAUUGUCUUGGAUUGUUUUCUAGAUUUUAAACUAUGUUGGUCUUUCAUUAGAAAUGUUCUGCUCACUUUAUUUACUAGUAUCAAGAGAUUUCUUAACAGUUUACAGAGUAGUGUAAUAUCUGAGGACAAGAAGGGAAACAUAACUGUGUCUUGUUUAUCUGUGACACCUUUCUUGUUACAACAUCUGGUGGGAGUGUAUGCCGUAUUUUGCUGUGCUCAAUUUUAGCGUGUGUGUGCGCUGGGUGUUGUGGUUUGAGGACACAAAUUUGUGUAAUGGCAUUGCUAUGACCUAGGUAUCACCAAAGUCCCUUUAAGAAAAGUCAGUUCAGUAUGCGGCCAUUUUUGAAACCCCUCUCGGUUAAUGUGCUUCGGUAUUCUGUUUGCAUGGGGAUACAUCAAAUUCUCCAAAAUUGCCGGCCAAGCUUACGAUUACAUAUUAGUAAUCACUAAUUUGUGCAUUGACAUUAGCAUGACCUAGGUAUUACCAAAGUCCCUUUAAGGCAAGUCAUUUCACUCUGCUGCCAUCUUUGAACCUCCUCUCGAUUAGUAUGCUUGGCGUUCUGUUUGAACGGGGAAACAUCAAUUUCUCCAAAAUUGCUUGCCAAGCUUUCAAUUACAUAUUAGGAAUUGCUCAUUUGUGUUCUGACAUUGAUAUGACCUAGGUAUUACCAAAGUCCCUUUAAGGCAAGUCAUUUUAGUAUGUGGCCAUCUUUAAUACCCAUCUCGGUUAAUAUGCUUGGGCAUUCUGUUUGAAUAGGAAUCAUCAAAUUCUCUAAAAUUGUUUGCCAAGCUUAUGAUUACAUAUUAGGUAUCACUAAUAAAAUGAACCAACUGUCUUUUUACUUUAAUUUCUAAACAUUUGAAUCAUGGAAAAUCUGCACAAACUCACGUCUGAUCUGAGCCUCUCCAAUGGAGAAUCGUCAGUCUAUAGCGACUGAUGAUUGGCUCCUGUAGAAGAAGGCGGGGCUUCAUUGGCUAUAUUAACCGUUUCACUUUUCCGCAUUCAAAACUAUGAGUGACUUGUCUUGUGUAUCUUAUAGUGUUUGGUAUUACAAUGUUGAGGUGGUUUGAGUACAUCUCUUGUGUCCUCGUGCUUCAAAAUGCUUCAAAUCAUACUUAAUAAGGUCUUUUGACAUUUCAAAAUUUCUCAUGUUUUUUUGUGAGGAUUGGGCUUGGGGUAAAGCCAAAAUAAGUAGUCUUUUAUGUGUACGUCGAUGUAGAGUCCUCAUUAACCACAAAAACCAACAUGUGUAUGUUAUUGUAAGAGAGUGAUAUCGCUAGAACAGUGAUUGGGCUUGUUGGAUACACACUAAGGCUGAGUAAGGUUAUUUAUUCUUGAACUUGCGGUUUUUUUUUUGUCCAUCUGUACUUGCGUCUUCUUAAGGCUUCGCUAGGUUGAAGAGUUGUGUUAGAAUUAGUGUUUGCAUUCCUCAUGUUUGUGGUUUUGGAUGCGGUAGUCACAUGUGAAAUGAGCACAGGAGGAUUGUGGGUGAACUCAUAGUUGCUAGCAAGGGUCAUUGGAAAAUAUGCACUCACCAGAAUUUUUGCCCCCUCUCCAAGCGCUAGAUUUAAUAAACGGCGCUCAUAGAUUCCACAUUUCCAAAAAUACCUCACAUUUACCUCAAGUUAUUUGAUUAAUAAACUUGAUUCUUUUUAGUCUGAUUAGUUUUUUUCUUCCCUGUGUUUCUAGACUGUUGCCUAAUGAUUUCUCGGUUUGCUGUUAUAUUUUGUUUUACCUGUAAUUGUACCCAUAAUUUGAUCUCACUCCCUAGUGCCACGAGUUAAUAAAAUCAUGUCGACAUAAUAUUUUACUCUAGGGGAUGCACAUUGGCAGUAUUAUUACUGUUACUAUGCUUGGAAAUAUAACUCUGGUCCUCAGACUACAAUGAUUCUGGCUCAUUGGUUUUGAUCAGAUACAAAAUUUAGCGUCAAGGCUAGUUUAAAAUGGUGUUUUACCUGCCAUAGAAAUUAAUAAAAAGGUAACACUUUACAGUAAGGUUUCAUUAGAUAAUGUUAAUGUAUUUACUAAAAUAAACAAAAUAAUAAAGAUUUAUUACUGUAUUUGAUCCUCUUUGUUAGUUGAAAAUAGUCAUUCAUUGUUUGUCAUCAUAACCUCCUAGUGCAUUAAAUACAAUGAAUAAAUGCUGUACAAGUAUUGUUCAUUCUUAUUACAUACAUUUUUACAUUUACACACAUUUUUUUUGCCCGAAUCAGAAUUUUAUUAUUUUAUUUUAUUUUUAAUUUUUUAAAAUUAUUUAUUUAAUGAAAAUAAACGAUAAGUUAUUAACAUAAAUUCAGAAAUAUAUAGUUAUGGCAAAACUCAAAAAUAAACAUUUGCAUAUUUUUUCCAGUAUCGUGCAGCCCUAAUGGUAAAUCAAUCUCCUUUAUAAUAAAACCCACAAUAUAAAACUAAAACAAAUCUUAUUGUUUCCUCCUCCUUUUCCUUUUCUUUCAUCCCUCUGAGUACAUGAGUUUUAUUUUUGAUAUAUGUGGGCAUAAGCAUACAGACUUCAAAGUAGAAAUGUUUCAAUUCUGUUUUAGGCUGUGUGUGUGGUUGAAAUCGAGCUCUGAAAUGAAUCACUGUACCACCAUUAUUGUUCUUUUUUUUUUAAAGACAUUUCUUGAAACUGGAUUUCAGCUGUGUGUCUGCCUGUGUUUGGGCAUGCGUCUCUCCAUACAUUCAUUUUCAUGCCUCUCAAAUGGGCCAUGCAGAAAACGUGUGUAAUUUACCCCCAAAUGUAUACAUUUUCGAAUAGGUUCACAUUGUGGAUAUUUUAGAGAUGUGUAGAUAAUUGUUUUGUUUGUUUUGUUUUUUUAUUUAUGUCUGAAGCAUUAGGCCGAUUAUUAUUAGUGAUCAUGUUUCUAAUCGUUCACAGUGUGUAAUGCUUUUUAUUGGAUAAAUUUAAUUUCUCAACACGAGCUCUGCUGUAACGUAGCUACUGACCUACUUUUGGUUUGAAUUAUCCUGUUUAUCCUUUAUUUGUUGUGUUCAUUUAUCAUUAAUAAUCAGACACUGAAUCUUAAGAAUGAACAGAGCAUCUUCUGAAUUUAACAUGUAAACAGAAUCAUGUUAUUAAUGAAGGAUAUAGUGUAAACAUGGUGAUGAGAAACAAUAUUUUAUUUAUUAUUUUCCAAUGUUUUUAAAAAAUGACGUAGUCGGAUGUAAGCGAAUAUAUGACCGUUGUACAGAAUGGCUGAUUUCUUGUUUGCGUUCUGGAUCAAUCAGCUGAAAGUGUUGUAGCAUGAAUAUAAAGUACUGUGUCAGAGAGAUGUAAUGUGGAUUAAUGAUCGGAAUUACAGCUGUUAAAUAAAUGUGCAGGAAGCUGAAAAAGUA
Messenger RNA from Danio rerio (zebrafish), 5152 nucleotides. Lineage: Eukaryota; Metazoa; Chordata; Actinopteri; Cypriniformes; Danionidae. The record is from RefSeq and is a predicted model, not a curated record.